AUGGUUCCGUCUCUUGACUGCUUCCCUGAAGAGUUGCUACAUUCCAUUCUACGAUACUGCCCACCCCAUUCCACUGCCGCUCUAGAACAGACGGCUCGCCGGUUCCGCGGAGUAACAACAGAACCUUUGCUAUGGCGUUUUUAUUGCUUGAGCCACUUCAAACAUUGGGGCCAGGGACAUGAACUAUUGGCGAAGAUUGCAAGCCCUGUCUCCGCAGUGGAUUGGAAAUCACUCUAUAUAUCAAGACAUCUAAAGUAUCGAUCAACUUCUCAUCUUUUGGACAGUAUUCUUGCAAAUCAAACUGGGAGAUUCGACAAGAUUCGCCAGGUCAUAGGGUUUGGGUACGAUGCCAAGGAUGCCCUUCUACACAAUCUCGAAAUAGAACCCGAGGCAGAAGAUUAUUUAGCAAGGAGAUAUUAUGCGGAGGCGCUUCUCACUUGUCUCCAUCGAAGUCUCGCCGUGCAAGAAUGGGCUAGACUGAGAAAUGGCGAGGAAGUGUCUCUAGAUAGAGCACUAGGCGCAUUCGAUCUUUUCAUCCCGCGGAGCAACUUUGGCAAUUUGGAAGAGAUAAGCAAUAAGCUAGAUUCAAUUGCCUCACUUCUCUCACUAAACUGUCCAGGCAUAUAUCAGCUCGCAUCUCGUGAGAAGGCUAGGGCUAUCGCGAAGUUCCUAAGGGCCAACAAUCUUACAGGCAUCGAUGCAGGAAAGGAGUACCAUUGCUUGGAACAUAACUUUCUUGGAAUCGCUUUGAAUGACCCUCGACACAACUCUCUUCCAUUGAUAUCUGCCGCUAUCUAUUGUUCUGUUGCUCGGCGGGUUGGCCUUGACGCCCGACCGUGUGGGUUUCCUUUCCAUGUCCAUGUAAUUAUCAUGCCGCCCAUUGGUCAUGAUGUCGACGGUAAUGUACUUGAAGUCGGGACACAGGGAAACCCAAUAUACAUGGAUCCCUUCCGCUCAGAGAGCGAGACGCCAGUCGCGGACUUGGAAUACCAAUUGAACUUCUUAGGCGCCACUGCAGUUGAACAAGCAACCUUUCUAGGCGAAUCCCGCCCAUCUGAAAUUGUCCUUCGAUGCAGCAAAAAUAUUUUGAAUUCAUUGCAAUAUACAGCCCAGCUACCAAGUGUGCGCCUGCCACCAGAGGAUAUGGUGGGUGCCAAAUAUGCUGCAAUUUGGUCGUCUAUGUUGCUUGCGGAUCUUGCCCGGCCGAUGGAAAUCAGACAUAACCUGCUAUGGCUAAUGGAACUUUUUGCUACUGAAUUCCCAUCGGAUAUACACCUGGUUGAAAAGUACGUCGCCCCGCUUCUUCAUGGAACGCCCGAGUAUGAACAUAUCUUGGAGAGCCUCCAUGUGAUGAGGGCGGUGGACGAAAUACCGAAACAGGUUAAGUGGCGACUCUCUCAACCGACGAAAAUCAAAUACCAUGUUGGGCAGGUAUUUAGACAUCGUCGAUAUGAUUACCAAGCCAUCAUAACGGGUUGGGACACUGAGUGCGGGGCGGGUGAGCAAUGGAUGAGAAGGAUGGGAAUAGACCGCCUACAGGGUGGCAGGCACCAAAGUUUCUACCACGUAUUGUAA
Aspergillus sclerotioniger CBS 115572 is the source of this 1575-nucleotide messenger RNA. RefSeq names its product YccV-like-domain-containing protein. Gene Ontology annotation, molecular function: protein binding; DNA binding. The transcript has 3 exons. The coding region runs from base 1 to 1575 and encodes 524 amino acids. The record is from RefSeq and is a predicted model, not a curated record. Lineage: Eukaryota; Fungi; Ascomycota; Eurotiomycetes; Eurotiales; Aspergillaceae.